Molecule: messenger RNA, 183 nt
Organism: Melampsora larici-populina 98AG31
Lineage: Eukaryota; Fungi; Basidiomycota; Pucciniomycetes; Pucciniales; Melampsoraceae
Exons: 1
Coding region: 1-183 (60 amino acids)
Source: RefSeq, a predicted model, not a curated record
AUGUGUAUAUCAAUUCAAUAUUUUGUAUGGCCUACUCAAACAAAUAAGAGAUCUACUCUACUAUCAUUAUUAAUGUUCUUUGUUCUCUCUCUCUCUUUCUCUACUUGUAAAAUUAGUACUCAAACCAAAAACUUCACUCUUUCCAUGUAUCGUGUUUGUUUUUGCUUGUUAGUGUCCUUGUGA